Cylindrotheca closterium is the source of this 978-nucleotide messenger RNA. The record is from the annotation of a GenBank genome assembly. Lineage: Eukaryota; Bacillariophyta; Bacillariophyceae; Bacillariales; Bacillariaceae.
AUGAUCUUUCCACCUGCUUCUUCUUCUUCGUCAUCUUCAUCUUCCAAUGAUGAUGAUAAUGACGGUGAGGAUGGCAAAUUCAUGACCUUUGAUGUCCGUCUCAAGAAGAUGGUGACGACCUACUUUGACAAUAAUAAUGCUGAAGUUAUUGCAGUUGAAGAUGAGCAGCCUGAUGGCACUUAUUCGUACGGCAAUCUGAAGUAUUCCUUCUUGGGAGGAAUCUGUUAUGGAAUGGGCAGCACUCUUAUGGCUGGUGGCAAUAAUCAUGCCACAAGCAAACCAAAAGGCACUGCGUCCACCCUGGGACGAAUCCUCGUGCCUGGGUUUUUGGCCUUUGAAACCCAUCAUCUCAUGUCUCACUUUCUAUACAAGGGCGUCUUUCACGAAGAACGUCCCACUCGUGACUCCUCCUUUGUAAGAACGGACAAUUCCUUUGGCUACUUUGAGAAUUUUGUCAAUUACGAAUUGCAAAUUGUGGCCGGAGCUACUGCGGGGCUCUCGUACUCUCUCGCUACCUCCUUGUUGCAAUACAAGCCCAAGACGCGAGCCAUGACAUCAACCCACAUGUUGAGUUUUGCCGCUCUCUUUGGUGGAUACGAUGUCUACAGCGACGUUUUGUCGUCCGUAUUGUUGCAAAUAAAGCAAGACCAAGAAUCAAGCGCUGCAACAAAAACAACAACAACCACAGCACCCACACCCAUGACGGUGGCACUUGCCGGUGGAUGUGCCGGCAUGACCCAAGCCUGGAUCAUUGACUUUCGAAAGAUUUACAUGCGUGCUGGUGGUACUAGUAGCAACAGUAGUAAUUCUACUUUGGAGUUUGCAUCGGAUGCGGCCGCAACCCGAUAUGCUACCACUACUGCUGCUGCCGAGACGAGUGAAGCUCUUCUUACGCGUGCACGCAUGACUCGAGCCUUUCUUCCAGGUGCUGCUGCCUUUUCGGCCUAUGAAUGGUUUGGAACUCUACUUCGUCAAUAA